This is a messenger RNA of Boleophthalmus pectinirostris (great blue-spotted mudskipper), 2494 nucleotides long. RefSeq names its product HLA class I histocompatibility antigen, alpha chain F-like. Gene Ontology annotation, molecular function: MHC class II protein complex binding. The annotation marks the transcript as partial. NCBI's taxonomy places the organism in Eukaryota, Metazoa, Chordata, Actinopteri, Gobiiformes, Gobiidae. Gene Ontology annotation, biological process: immunoglobulin production involved in immunoglobulin-mediated immune response; immune response; positive regulation of T cell activation. Gene Ontology annotation, cellular component: membrane; MHC class II protein complex. The record is from RefSeq and is a predicted model, not a curated record. The transcript is spliced from 7 exons.
AUUUUUGCAGAGGCACACUAUAUUGUCUAUUUUGGGAAGGGUCAAUCCAGUGCAGAGGAUGGCCAUGACGUUCUGUAUACUAACCAGGUCUACUACAAUAAGGAGCUCUUGGUGUCAUACAACAGCACAGAGGGGAGAUUCAUCGGCUACACAAACGAGGCAAUAAAAAUCGCAGAUGGCCUCAACAGAAACAAAUAUAUUGCUGAUGAUCAGAAAAACAACUUUGAAAUCUGUAAACAAGUUGCCUCAGAUUAUAUUAAAUUGGUUGGUGCAGGAGCACAAAAGCCUCAAGUCCGAGUGUUCUCCACUAAAGCAGGAAGCAGUCACCAGCCUGGCAUCCUGGUGUGCAGCGCUUACCGUUUCUAUCCCCAGCGAUGGGAGCGAUGUUGCGGUGCGCGCUCCGCUGUGGGUUUGUGGAUGUGGUGGCGGUGCGGUGGAGUGGGGCCACCGGGGGAGAGAGGAUGUGGGGCUGCUGUCAACUCGUUUAUAUUUGGACGCACCUACCAACAAUUUCAGCCUGCAGUUCAUUUAUUUCCUGGUUAUUACGAGUGUGAUUCUUUUUGGACAAUAUAUUUGUUCUCUUUAGACAUAAUGAAUACAGGAGUAAGUCUACUGUUGUGUUUUCCUCUUUUUUUCCAAACAGGAGGUGCUCACUAUACCUACGCUUUGCAGAAUUGUCGGUUUACUACAGAAGACGAUGCUGUGGUUAUUGGCCAAGCAUACUACAACAAGCAGCUCUUUGUUUCAUUCAACACUACAGAGGGGAACUUCACCGGCUACACAAAAGAGAUCAAAGAAAUUACAAAUGGCGUAAACCAAAAUCCACGUCUUUUAAAUGACUUAAAAAAUGCCCAGAGAGAUUGUGACGAACUUACACGUAACAUGUUAACAUAUCUUCAGGGAGCAGCACAAGAGCCUCAAGUCCGAGUGUUCUCCACUAAAGCACGAAGCAGUCACCAACCUGGUAUGCUGGUGUGCAGCGCCUACCGUUUCUAUCCCAAAGCCCUCACUCUGACAUGGCUGAGGAACGGGGAGGAGGUGACGUCUGGUGUGACGUUCACUGAUGAGAUGUCCAAUGGAAACUGGCUUUACCAGAAGCACUCCUACCUGGAGUACACACCUACAGCAGAAGACCAGAUCUCCUGCAUGGUGGAGCAUGCCAGCCUCUCCACUCCUCAGCUCUACCCACUGGAGAACUUUCCAGAGUCGAGAAGAAACAAGCUGAUAGUUGGGACUGCAGGGCUGCUGCUGGGACUGGCCUUUCUUAUUGCUGGAGUCAUUUAUUACAAAAAACACACAAAAGGUCAUGUAUUGGUGCCCCAACAUUAAGAAAAUGGACAGAAGAGGAAUAGACCUUCAUUUAUUAUAUUUUUAGCAGAAUAUAGUAUUUAUUAGGCAAGGUUUAUCUUUUAAAACAUUAUAAUUUUCUUCUUAAAUUUGAAGGCUAUCUGUUUUAGAUUUAAGAUUUUAUUAUAUGUUAGUCACCAUUAAUAGUGAUACAUUUUUUGCAGGGAUAAAAUUGAAUACUCAUGUUACCGUAACUGAGCAGAUUUUUUGGAUAAUUGUACUUUGAGUAGAUUUUUAAACUUGUACUUGUAGUUGAGCAUAAUUCGAGACAUGUUAUGUUGUUCUCUGCCCUUUUCUAUACUUACAAAUACAAGGUCCAUCAAAUGUAGAUGUUAUUACUUUCUGAGAAUGUUUCACAGUAUGGCAUUAAACCUUUCUAUUUUCAUGGAAAUCAAACCAGACACCAGAAACCACAGGUCAGAUCUGUGGAGAGGCGACCCUGCUCACAGUCAGAAUUUUUUUGAACAAUUAAACUACCUGUAAUUGAAUAAAUGCAAGGUAGAUCUGUUUAAUGUCAUAUUGUGGAACAUUCCAAGCAGAGCAAUGACAUAUCCAUAGAAAUAUGAAGGUGAUGGACCCCCAAUCCAAUUUACACAGUACACCUUUAAGUACAAUUUUGGAAGCACUUGUUUUACUCACAAUUAAGUAAUUUUUUGUCCUGUAACUGUACUUUUAUUUGAGUACAAAUUUGCAGUGCUCCUUCCACAUCUCUUCAGGACCUGUACUUCUUCAGGAAUUGAGGGUGAGCAGGUUGGAUCACAGCUGACCCUUCUCACCCUGAAAAUGAACCAUUUGAGCCAGUCCCCUUGGACAGGAGGCUACGGUCCAUUCUGGCCAGAGGUUCUCUCCUUUAUACAAAAAAAUUGACUUGUUUGUUGACACAAUUAAAACGAUAGGAUUACAUUUAUUGGCGUGUGUUGCUGGGUUGAUUUCCAAAUAGGUAAAAACAUAAUUCUUUUGUUGUUUAAAGUUUGAUAUCUUUCCAUGAGGUAAAAUGUGCAGAGCAUUAUCUUUUGAUAAGGUUACACUAAAAUGUUAUCUGUUAUAUUGUUUAAAUUUUAUUUAAAUUCUAGCAAUCUGGAUUGUUUAUUUUCUUGCUAAAAUUGAAAAAAUAAAGUAUUUUAGCUACUUCCUGCAGUGCUCCUCA